This is a messenger RNA of Closterium sp. NIES-65, 1845 nucleotides long. The record is from the annotation of a GenBank genome assembly. Lineage: Eukaryota; Viridiplantae; Streptophyta; Zygnematophyceae; Desmidiales; Closteriaceae.
AUGAAACGACUCGGGUACGGCCGCUCUAAAUCCCUCUCCCCAAAUUUUCCCCCACCCAUUCUCAUGGCGCCGCCACCCAAGCUGAAGCGACUCGGGUACGGCCUGUGUUCCCCCCACCCUAUCGACUCCCCCCUCCCCCCCCUCUCCCCAGUCUUCCCCACAGCUCUCCUCUACAACAGCCCCCCCCCCUCCCCAAUUCCCCCCUCACCUUCCCCUCACCUCCCCCCAAUCUUCCCCCCUCACCUCCCCCCAAUCUUCCCCCCUCACCUCCCCCCAAUCUUCCCCCCUCACCUCCCCCCAAUCUUCCCCCCUCACCUCCCCCCAAUCUUCCCCCCUCACCUCCCCCCAAUCUUCCCCCCUCACCUCCCCCCAAUCUUCCCCCCUCACCUCCCCCCAAUCUUCCCCCCUCACCUCCCCCCAAUCUUCCCCCCUCACCUCCCCCCAAUCUUCCCCCCUCACCUCCCCCCAAUCUUCCCCCCUCACCUCCCCCCAAUCUUCCCCCCUCACCUCCCCCCAAUCUUCCCCCCUCACCUCCCCCCAAUCUUCCUCAACUGUCAUGGCGUCGCCACCCAAGCCAAAACGACUCGGGCAGGGCUUUCGACUCAAAAACAAACCGCCAUCCCCUCUGUUCUUAUUCUUUCAAAUGCUGGCCCCUUUCCGAUGCUCUCCUCCCCCCGCCUCUCCCAUGCACCUCCCGCCUCUCCCAUGCACCUCCCGCCUCUCCCAUGCACCUCCCGCCUCUCCCAUGAACCUACCGCCUCUCACAUGCACCUCCCUGCCUCUCCCAUGCACCUCCCCGCCUCUCCCAUGCACCUCCCCGCCUCUCCCAUGCACCUCCCCGCCUCUCACAUGCACCUCCCCGCCUCUCACAUGCACCUCCCGCCUCUCACAUGCACCUCCCCGCCUCUCCCAUGCACCUCCCCGCCUCUCCCAUGCACCUCCCCGCCUCUCACAUGCACCUCCCGCCUCUCACAUGCACCUCCCCGCCUCUCACAUGCACCUCCCGCCUCUCACAUGCACCCCCCUCCGCUCACGGAUUUUUUCCAUUCCCAAGUUCACCUUUCAUCCCCAAUCCUCACAUUUCUCCUUGUCUUCCCUGCUGUCAAUGAGUUCCCUCCGCCCUUCCUCCCCUCUCCCCUCCUCCUAUCCACCCACCCCCAGGUGGGACUUCCACAUCUGGCAGGCAAUCGCUGCCUGCAUGCCUUGGUUAGGUGGGACUUCCACAUCUGGCAGGCGAUCGUUGCGUGCAUGCCCCCUCUAGGAUUAGAGUGGUACGCUCGUUUCAGAUUCCCCCCCUUUCCUCUUUCUCCCCACUUUCUCCUCCCCCCCUCUUCCCCUCUCCCCCCCUCUUCCCCUCUCCCCCACUCUCCUCCCUGCAGCUUUCACACCUACCUUUCCCCUUCCUCCCCCUCUACCCCUCUCCCCCUCUCCCCCUCUCCCCCCCUCCCCUUCUCCCCCUCUCCCCUUGCAGCGGUGUAUCUGACCGUGCAAUAUGCCAAAGCAGAGAUUGCAAGGAUGGAAAAGGAGCUACAGGCGGAAGAGGCAUCUGCAGUCAAGGGGAGUGAGUGUGGGAGGGACUGUGAAGGGGAGACGGAGCUACAGGCACAGGAGGCAUUCACAGUCAAGGAGAAUGAGAGUUGGAGUGUUGGGAAGAAUGAGGAGGGAGACCUUUCCUUGCUGCAGGAGCUUCAGACUGACGAGGAAUCUGCAGUGAAGGAGAGAGAGAAGGAGAGGGAUGUGGGGGGGGGAACCUUGCGGUCUACUCGUGUGCUCCCGUGCUCUCUGUCCCAUGCCCCUUCAUGUGCCUCUACAGGCAGAAGACGCAUCUACAGUCAAGGGGAGUGA